Molecule: messenger RNA, 1290 nt
Organism: Eimeria acervulina
Lineage: Eukaryota; Apicomplexa; Conoidasida; Eucoccidiorida; Eimeriidae
Exons: 2
Coding region: 1-1290 (429 amino acids)
Source: RefSeq, a predicted model, not a curated record
AUGUCUUGUAGCAGCAGCAGCAACUGCUGCUGCUGCUGCCCCUCAACAGCAACAGCAGCAGCAGCAGCUGCCGACGCGGCAGCGACAGUUGCCGAAGCAAAUGCAGCAGCAGCAGCAGCAGCUGUUGCUGCUGCUGCAGUACCUGCGCCUUCUGCUGCUGGGGGCCCCUGGGGCCCCCCAGCAGCAGAAGCGCAGCAGCAGCGGAGCGAUAGAUUUAGAGUUUUCUGCGGUCAGCAGCAGCAGCAACAGCAAAACACUCUGCAGCAACAAGAUGAGGUGCGCAUACACCAGGCAGUCUCGGAUGUUUUAAACAGCCACGAGCAGCAGCAGCAGCUGCUGCAGCAGCAGCAUCAGCAGCAGUAUGAGCUGGUGCAGGGCAGCAGUAGGGGAUUAGAGGUAGCAGCAAUCCGAAUGCCUGUCAACAGCAGCAGCACCACCGACUUUGCUGCUGCUGCUUCUGACCUGCUGCUGCUGCUGCAGCAGGAGCUGCUGCUGCAUAACCAGCAGCAACAGCAGCACGCAGGGCCAUCACGUGCGCGGUUGGUUGCAGCGACAGCAACGCGACCAGCAGCAGCAGCAGCACUUCCUGCUGCUGCUGCUGCUGCUGCUGCACCAAUAGUCGGCCUGCUGUGGAGGGGGCCCCUCACAUGGAAGCUGCUGCCUCUGCGUGUCUCCUUUCAGCGGCAGAUAAACGUGCUGCAGCAGCAACAGCAGCAGCAACAGCAGCAGCAACAACAGCAGCAAGAGCAACAGCAGCCAACAGUGCAGCAGCACGGCCUUGCAGCGGGCCCGACGCAACAGCAGCAGCAGCCAGAACAGCAGCAGCAGCAGCAGCCAGAACAGCAGCAGCAACAGCAGAUUGCUGAGGUUUGGUUGACCCUGGGAGAAGGCAGCGAAGCGGAGCAUCUGCUGAUUCGACUUGUGCCAACCUCUGCUGCAGCAGCAGGUGCAGCAGCAGCAGCAGCAGGAGCAGCAACAGCACCUCUGCAGCUGGAGGUAGUUGCCGUUGGUGGUCCUGCUGCUGCUGCAGCUGCUGCUGCUCGUGGGGUGUCUCUGCUGCAGUUGGAUUUGCUACUGUCAAUCGCAGAUCUGCUGCAGGAGAGGCUGCAUCAGACUCAGCAGCGGCGGCAGCUGCUGCUACAGCAGCCUGGGGCCCUCACUAGAAGGAGAGCAGCAGCAGCGAGCGGCAGCAGCAGCAGCAGCAGCAGACGGCAGCAGACAGCCUUUCUAGGUGCUGCUGUGAGUGUGCGGCCUCUGCCUGUGAAGCCUCAUGUGGGGUGUCUCUAUUAA